Molecule: messenger RNA, 1875 nt
Organism: Toxorhynchites rutilus septentrionalis
Lineage: Eukaryota; Metazoa; Arthropoda; Insecta; Diptera; Culicidae
Exons: 2
Coding region: 11-1627 (538 amino acids)
Molecular function (GO): RNA-DNA hybrid ribonuclease activity; nucleic acid binding
Source: RefSeq, a predicted model, not a curated record
UCUCGUCGCCAUGAAUAGCCUGUUCCAGGUCCUGUCUGGGGGAGUCUUCGUGUUUGUCUACGCGGACGACAUUCUUCUGAUGGCAGUGGGUGACACCCAUAGGAUUCCACGCAUCAGGAUACAGGCAGCUACCAAUGCCAUCGGCCGGUGGGCGGCCGAGAGAGGAUUUAGACUUUCAGCGCAGAAGAGCGGCCAUAUGGUGAUUUGCAGCGAUAGACAUCAGGGUCCCAACUCCAGGGUCCAGCUAUACAAAAACAACAUUCCCCGCCGAAAAACGCUAAAGAUCCUUGGAGUGUUUGUUGACCACAAACUUAACUUCCUCCGCCAUUUCGAGGAAGUUAAGAAGAGCUGUGCCACCCGGAUGAACCUUCUGAAAACCAUUUCCAAACCGCACCGGAGCAACAACAGAAAUAUUCGGCUACGGGUGGCUAAAGCCAUCAUCAGCAGCCGCCUCACCUAUGGCCUUGAACUGACGUGUUUGGCUGGAGACAAGCUCCCAAAAUCUCUGGCACCGAUCUACAACAAAGCACUACGGACUGUCUCCGGUCUCCUGCCAUCAACACCAGCUGCCUCUGUCUGCGCCGAAAUUGGAGAACCUCCUUUCGAUCUGAUCAUAGACUCGGCGAUCGUAGCCAGGACUGCCAGUUUCUUGUCGAAAACCAGCGGUAGAGGGGAGACCCACGCCAACCUCCCCCCAGUGGCAAAACAAUCCUGGUUUGGUGCGAACGACUGGAGGUUCCCAACUGUUCUCGUCGAGAACGGUAUUAGGGACAACUUUCGAGCCAGGGUGAGCUCGAUCGGUCUGCUAGAAUAUUUCAAGGCCAUCAUAGCAGAAAAAUACCGUCUCCACGAGAUCAGAUACUCGGACGGCUCAAAAGGACCAUCGGGAGUUGGAUUUGGGGUAAGCGAUAAUAAUAAUAGUCUGAUUUCCAGCAAGAAACUCGCGGACAUCUGCCAGGUCUUCUCGGCCGAAGUGGCCGGCAUCUUCGAGGCAACUACAACUUCAUCUUCCAAGCCGUUGUUGGUCGUCUCCGACUCGGCAAGCGCCAUUGAUGCCAUCGGUGCGACCAGGUCCAAACAUCCAUGGGUACAGGCCAUCAGGAAGAACAUAUUGCCCGACACUGUGCUCAUGUGGGUCCCCGGACACAACGGCAUCGCAGGGAAUGAAGCGGCCGACCAGUUUGCCGGAAUUGGUCACACCAGACCGUUCUUCACUCGGGAUGUGCCGCUUGACGAUGUGAAGUUGUGGAUCACCAACUCUUUCCGCACCUUUUGGACCGAAAGGUGGUUUGCAGAGAGGGGGCAGUUCCUCAGAAAAGUCAAGGGCACGAUUGUCAGGUUUGACGAUGUUAAAGGAAUGAGAGAACAACGAAUCCUGUCCAGAUUGAGGACCGGUCACUGCUCGGUCUCACACGGAUUCAAUAGAGGACCCUUCCAUCUACUCUGCGACCUCUGCCAAAUCCACAACUCCGUCGAGCACUUCUUGUGUGGUUGCCCGAAAUUCGAUGAUCUACGAAACCUACAUGGAAUCAGCGGGAGUGUAAGGGAAAUCUUGAAGGACGAUCCAGCAAGAGUAGCAGCACUUGUCUGCUACCUAAAAGAUGCCGAACUAUUUUUUAAGAUCUAGCGUCUGAACAAUGGAUCAGUCAAGAAGAUCCUUGUUCCUUCCCCUCCACGAUGAAGGGGAAUAAGAACACGCCGGCAUCUUCAACGGCACGGCUUCCUCUCCACUGGCCUGGAGCCAUGGUCCGAGGACAUCCAUGCCAUCUGGUCCAACAAGCAAACAGCAAGUUCUUUGUUAAGUCAUGUCUCGCAAAAGGAUUUAUAUGUGUUAAAUUUUUACGUCCAAUUUUUAUGUGAUAAUUUAUGUGCAAU